Pomacea canaliculata is the source of this 2921-nucleotide messenger RNA. RefSeq names its product methionine synthase reductase-like. Gene Ontology annotation, molecular function: FMN binding; flavin adenine dinucleotide binding; [methionine synthase] reductase (NADPH) activity. Gene Ontology annotation, cellular component: cytosol. The record is from RefSeq and is a predicted model, not a curated record. Lineage: Eukaryota; Metazoa; Mollusca; Gastropoda; Architaenioglossa; Ampullariidae. Gene Ontology annotation, biological process: homocysteine metabolic process.
GAGUUACACUUAUCUCCCCUUGCAAACAAUGGCACGUGUAUGAUUUCAGACGAUCGGAGCUGGGUGACUGUGAAGUGAUUGCAGUGCGACACGCAACUGACGAAACUGAAAAAGACAUAGGGGUUUUUAAAAAUAAAAAAUGUCAGGUUGUGGCACACAACAUCGCUUCUUGCUACUGUAUGGAUCACAGACUGGGCAGGCCAAAGCUAUUGCUGAGGAAAUUUGUGAACAUGCUGGCCAGCAUGGCCUCCUAGCUGAACUCCACUGUCUAAGUGAAACGGACAAAAAGUUCAGCAUAGAAAAAGAAGCCUGCAUUGUUCUUGUUACAUCGACUACUGGGGAUGGUGAGCCACCUGACACAGCUCAGAAAUUUGUACGACGCAUCAAUAAGAAAACACUCCGUGAUGGCUUUCUGGCUCAUUUGAACUACACAGUUUUGGGUCUCGGUGAUACCAACUACACCAAUUUUUGCAACAAUGCCAAAAAUAUUGAUCGACGACUGCAGGAGCUAGGAGCCAAAAGAUUCUAUCCAUCAGGGUUUGCAGAUGAUGCUGUUGGGUUGGAAGUAGUGGUGGACCCAUGGAUAGAGGGCCUGUUCCCUGCUCUUCAGAAUUUUCUACAUGUUGACCCAGCUGUGUGCAUCACAUCAAGGGUUGUGUCUUCAGCCAUUUCAGCUGCCUAUAGCACAGACAUUGCUGACUCUGGAAAUGAAUCUAAGCAAGCUCAGAAGCAAACAGAGGCCAUCAUAGAAAAUGAAUCUUUUAAUGCCAAGACAUCUGAUCACAGUGAUUUGAAGAUUUCUUCAAAUAAUAUGUUGAUUGACAGCAAAAUGAAAGAGAAUGCUUUCAGUGCUGACAUAAACAAUAGCAUGACUGUGAACAGAAGGAAAUUCACUGAUGAUAAAAACAUUUUACUGUCUGGUGUAGGGCCACAGGUUUUAUCAGACAGUGAAGGAGUGAAACUUGAGGAUGCAGUAGACUUGAUAGCCAGUAAUGCUGUUACAGAUACCAUUGACAAGAAAAGUUCAGCAGAAAAUGCUGAUCAAUCUACCAUUGCGGAGGCUGAAGCUGAAUCAAAGCAUUCUUCUUUGCAAACAUCUAUACCUCCAUUGUCAGAGAGUUCCUUGACCUUGCCUGCAGUGACUCCUGCAUUUCUGGCUGCAGAAUACUUACCUGCUGAUUUGCCAAGAAAGCUUGAACAGCUACCCUGGCAAAACAAUCUAAAGCUGCCAUCUGCUGCCUGUGACAUUUUUAUGGCAAAAAUUGUCUCAGCCAGGAGACUUACAUCAAGCGAUGCUGCAAAAAAGACAUUGCUGAUACGACUGGAUGUUGGAAAUAAAAUUGACUAUCGUCCUGGGGAUUCCAUUUCUAUAGUUUGUUCUAACACACCUGAUGAUGUCAUCCAGAUCAUUGACAGACUUGGUCUUCAGGAUGUUGCAGACCUACCCCUCAGGCUUAGUGUUCUGCCUAACACUCAGAAAAGAAGGGCUGCUGUUCCUGGAUACUUGCCUGAAGAGGUGUCAUCACUUCAAUAUAUUCUCAGAAACUGUGUAGAUAUUCGGGAAGUUCCAAAAAAGGCUUUGCUUAGAGUGCUGGUGGAGCACACCUCCAACCCUGGAGAAAAGCGACGUCUUCAAGAGCUGUGUAGCAAAGAAGGAGGAGAUGAUUAUGCUACUUUUCUGAGGGGUGCAAAUGUUUCACUUCUUGAUGUCUUGCGUGCUUUUCCAUCCUGCAGCCCACCUGUAGAGAGACUACUAGAGCACUUGUCUCGACUGCAACCCCGACCCUAUUCUGCCUGCAGCUGUAGGGACUGGAACCCUGGCCAUCUGGACAUAGCAUUUAAUGUUGUAGAGAUUCCUCCUACUGCCUAUCAAGUUAUGUCUCGCAGGGGAUUGUGCACUGGCUGGCUUGACGAUAUCACAAGGGACUUGCAGGACGCUGAAACAAACGCUGAGAAUCACCGCUUCACUGAAGACUUUUGGGUUCAAAUGACAUCACUGCACCUAUCGGAUGUACAGGUUCCUAUCUUUGCACGCAUCAACCAGAAUUUUCGACCACCAAGUGAUCUCUCUACUCCCAUAAUUAUGAUUGGACCAGGAACUGGUGUUGCCCCCUUCAUUGGCUUUCUGCAGGAAAGAGAACUGCUAAGAAGGGAAAUGGCCAACAAAGAAGAAUAUGGAGAAACAUGGCUGCUUUUUGGCUGUCGAAGCAGGGAUAAAGACUUUUUGUUCAGAUCAGAAAUUGAAGACUUUCAGCAGUCUGGAACCCUGACCAGAUUCCUGCUGUCAUUUUCUCGAGAGGAGCUUCAUGAUGGCAGUGCUAAAUAUGUGUAUGACAACCUCCGAACUCACACCCAUGACAUUUUUCAUUUGAUUGAUGAGAAGGCAGCCAUUAUUUAUGUGUGUGGAGAUGCAAGGAACAUGGCUAAAGAUGUCAGUGCUGCUUUCAUAAAUAUACUACGUGAACAGAAAGGUCUGAAUGAGGAGGAGGCAAGGGCUUAUCUAAUGAAGAUGAAGAUACAUCAUAGGUAUCUUGAGGAUGUUUGGACAUGAGGCCAGACUGAAGAAAAUGAUGACAAUUUUUUUUUUUAAAGUAAGGAAUGGAGAGAAACUUGAAUUAUGAUAUUCAUCAUGGAUUUUAACAUCUUCAUGGCAUGGAAGUGAUAUUACAUUGAUCUUGUGUGUUAUUGUGCUUAAAUGUUUAUGUGUACUGCUUUGUUUGAGGGUAAUACUCCUCUAGUUUUAAUCACCCCGAAAAUUUGCAGUCUUUUCCUGUAGACUGAAAUCAUUUAUCAAAGUAUACUUACAUGUGCAUGAUUAUUGCAAAUCAUGGAAGUUAUGAUAUUAUUUGUGUGUUGUUAAACAUAAUUAUAAACUGUCUUAUGCUGGACUUUUUAAUAAUAAAAAGACAAAUAAUUUGGAA